Paramecium pentaurelia is the source of this 1117-nucleotide messenger RNA. The record is from the annotation of a GenBank genome assembly. Lineage: Eukaryota; Ciliophora; Oligohymenophorea; Peniculida; Parameciidae.
AUGAAAAAGGGAUUUAAAAUAGAGUAUAACUUUGAAACUGUAUAAAUAUGGGAGGAAUCAAUUGAAGCAUUAUAAUUAUAUGAUCCUAACUAUGUAAAUAUUAUGAAUGAUAUAGAAAUAAAUACAAAUAAAACCUCAGAAUUUAAUUGAGUAUGUCCUUAAUACAAUUGAUUUAAUGGCUCAAGUACGUGGUUACAAUUAAGAUAGCUUUAUCAUUGCCUUGAUUAAUUAUUGUGUAAAAUGUUUAUAAUACAUUUUUAAAAGGAAAGAACAAAAAAGAAAUCAAAAUCCUUUAUGACAGGGUUUAUUAAUUCAUUUAAAGAAUAAAUUAAUGAUCCUGAAUUGUCUUAUUUUACUCAAUUAUUGGAUCCAAAUAAAUUGAUGGACAAAACACCUUCCAUGUUUAAAUUCUAUCUAAAAGUUCGAAAAUAUAUAUAUACCAAUUACGUUAAUCCUAGAGAAUCAUAUAUCAAACCAAUUAAAUUUGAUGAUUGGGUGACUGUAGUCUCUAAAUUUUUGGAUAAUGCAUCAAUUCCUAUUAUUGGUAAUAGAAUAAGAGAUGAAUUGAAUAAUAACAGUACAGAUAAAGUAUUCAAAAAUACGUAUGAUUAUGUUGCAUUUACUAAAAGAUUAGUAUAUAACCAAUAGAGUUAUUGAUAUUUUGUUAUGAGGUCUAUGAGAAACAAUAAUUAGAUUAAGUUUAAAAAACAAAUUAAGAAUAUCAAUAGAAAGAAGAAUCUGUAAUUGAAUAAUAAUAAAAACGUUAAACUGCUCAAUAAUUAGCAUAUAAAAUGAUAAUGCCUAAUAGUUUAUAAAAAGUAUAAGAAGAUAAGCAUAGUGGUGAUUCAUAACAGAAAAUGAAGUUCAUUGAAGUUAUUAAAAUGCAUGAGAAUUUAGCUUAUAAUUAUAAAAUUUUGGCUAAUAAUAUUUCUGAUACAUAAGAUAUAGUUGGUUAAUUGAUUUAGAAGGUAUUAUUUUGAAAUAAAAAAAGAAUUAAAAUUAAGAUUUUGAUGAUGAUUUCAUAUAAUAAUUAGAAUAAGUUGUUAAUUUUAAAUCAUUUAGCAAGAAUGAUGCAAUAAAAGAGUUAGAAGAUUCAAAUAUAUAUGAUUUUAUAUGA